ACCUAAACCCUACAAGCCAGAGCCUUUUCUACGCUCUUUCAGCUUUAACGUGUUUCCACAUGUCUAGCAAUGGUCUGCAAGCCGAGGGCGUUGAACCGCCGGAUUCGUGGGACAGCGCCGGGCGCUACUUCUUAGACGAGUGUAUCCAUGUGAGGAAGUUGUAUGGUCUUGUUCAAGACCUCUCAGCAAUCACAGUCGUGACGUCCUUUUGGCUAUCGGUAUCAUCAUUCGAGAUUGGUGAGGCCCGAAAUCAUGGGGUUAUCUUCAAGAAGCCUUGAAUUCGGCUCUGGAGCUCGGCCUCCAGAAGAACUCCUCGUACGUUGGCAUGUCCUCGGAGGCAAUACUUUGGCACCAACGCUGCUUCUGGCAGCUUUUUAUGGCCGAGCGCUCCUUUACGCUUUUGCGCGGCAAGUCAAUCGUGCCGAGGACGGCAAUCAUGCUAAAGAAGACGCUCGAGCCUCCCACUGGGCGGUAUCUAUACGAGUCUCGAGAUAUCUCUUUGCGAUUCCUUCAGCUCGUAUCAUUGUAUCUUCCGCUGGACGAACCUUCUGUCACAGCAUGGAACGGCUCGUCUGCCCCUCGCGUCAGCCCUGAGACCAAUCUCGCUCCACAGCACCAUCUAGCGAUUUCGCCAGCGUUAACACUGCAAUCUCCAGUGGCAGGAUAUCUUUUAGAGACGGUACACACUACUGACGCAGAUGUCGCCGCAUCCUCCGAAUCAGUAGAGGGAGCACCCGCCAAUCCGCCCGUCGAUGAGCACGGCCAUAAUUGCAACACCAGCAAUAAGCAGAACAGAGACGGCCCCCAGAGCUCUGAGCCAGCCGAUAUACAGACAGUUAAUCUGCUCAUCACACAACAGUGGCUACGCCUCAUCGUGUGGCAGAGCUCCCUCCGGCAGGGGCUGAUCAGCUGGAGAGCUCGCGACAAAACGUUGCACUUCGCGUUCCCGCUGACCAUUGCCUGCCGCACAGCAUCCCUACUGGCGGCACUGCCACGUUCGGCUGUCCAAGUUCCCGGCACGAGCAUAUUUGAGAAGAUAUUUCAGAUCGGCAUAUCGUGCAUCAACUUUCUCGACGCCUGCGACGCCAACCUUGCUAAAAAUGGUGUUUCAGUUACGAAUGUAACGGCUAGGUUUCUAGAUGGCAUAGAGUGGAGGAAUGGCGCCGUGACCAUCGACCCGGUAGAGUUAUUCGUCAAGGCCUUGAGCUCCAACCCCAACAGCCGCACCCAGUUCGCCCGGGACCUGCGGCUGUUUACGAGCAUGCGACCACUUGGUAUGAAGAUAACGCUGACGCCGCUGGUAUUAACGCCGGCUCUUCGUAACAGGAGUGGCUAUACGCGAGCGCACCUGAGAAUGCCUCCAACUUUGCCGGCUGCCCGCGGAGAUAAUUUUGGGACGGGCGGUGUGGUCCGGUUUCAGGCUGACGAACAGAUGAUGGGAACAAGUCAAGACGCUGAAGCCAAUAUUCCAUUCUCGACGGGCCGGAGCAGUAAUGUAUUUGGUAUUCCUCCACCUGCGCCGGGAGCCGAAAGCAAUUACGUGCCUACGGGUGGUUCUUCCACUGCGGUGGGCACGCCCCUACCGUCGCUCAGACCGACGCAGCAGAUGGCGACCACCCACUCCCUGCCGAUGAACCGGGGAGAAACCGAAGAUAGAGAGGUUGAGUAUGGCGGCGGCGGCGGCGAGGCCACAGUGUUCAGCCCUGACGUGCAGCAGCCUGUUUGCUGGUGCGGUCGUUAUUGCCUUGACCAUCAGCCACGCCCGGGUGAUGGGGCCCAGAUGCGGUAUUUUCCGAACACGGGAUAAAGCCCAUUUUCUAUGCACCUUUAUGGCUUGGUAGAUCUUCAAAGCACGGUGGAAGAUGUAAUCAGCGGACUUUAACGAGUGUUCAUGUUUCUAGCGGACCA
Messenger RNA from Lasiosphaeria miniovina, 1908 nucleotides. RefSeq lists its product as uncharacterized. The transcript is spliced from 2 exons. Bases 326 to 1807 code for a protein of 493 amino acids. Lineage: Eukaryota; Fungi; Ascomycota; Sordariomycetes; Sordariales; Lasiosphaeriaceae. The record is from RefSeq and is a predicted model, not a curated record.